Molecule: messenger RNA, 627 nt
Organism: Laetiporus sulphureus 93-53
Lineage: Eukaryota; Fungi; Basidiomycota; Agaricomycetes; Polyporales; Laetiporaceae
Exons: 5
Source: RefSeq, a predicted model, not a curated record
GCAAGCGUGCUUGUUGUCUCUCUGUGGGAUCACAUUCUGAGCCUCGAUCGGGAGAUCCGCUGGGUAUGGCGUGGGCCUUGGUCUCCUUCGCAGAUACUGCUUUUGUUCAAUCGCUAUGGCGGAGACGCGAGUAUGAUUUUCAUUGCAUCGAACCUCAACAUAGUCUCCAUGGAUCUGAUUAACCAAGAUACAAGCUGUCAAGCUCUGACAGUCGUCACGAGCGUAUAUUGUAUCAUCAACAGCGCGUCCUCUCAAUUUGCACUCCUCCUGACGCUCUGUGAACUUUGGAGCAAACGAACGAGUCUCAAGCGUGCACUGACGAUAGGAUUCUCCGUCUGUUUCGCACUGUCUUUCGCGUUCGCCAUAGUCUGCGAUCAUCAAUCUUUCGGUAUGGUCCAAAUGCCUCUUCACGCACUUGCUCGAACCUCCUCUCACUCAUGUUUCCUAUUCUCUUCUGGGAAGCCUGCUUACGCGCUCGGCAUGUGGGGUGGAUUGAUGCUGUUUGACGUGUAUACGAUUGCACUGAUGCUGUUCAACGCAUUGCAAACGCCCCGUCAUCACGAUGCCGAGAUUCUAUCAAGCCUUAUUCGAGACGGCGCUGUCUAUUUCUUGGUAAGGCGCAACUAG